AUGAAGCAUCCGCUCUAUAAGUUUGUAAUCUGCAAUACCGGAUACGGUGUGAAAGAAGGCGCAUGUGUACCAUGUACUGACAACAACUGUGACUUAUGCAGCUCUGAUGCCAACAAGUGGACACACUGUAGUCUCGGGUUUACGCUGAGCACUCAAGGCAAAGCUUGUCUAAAAUCUCAUGGCUCCCCUCAAGUUUUUGGUUCUCUGUUUGUGGAAGUUCUAUCUGCACUGGCUGUCACAAUACUGUCUUGA
Phytomonas sp. Hart1 is the source of this 252-nucleotide messenger RNA. NCBI's taxonomy places the organism in Eukaryota, Euglenozoa, Kinetoplastea, Trypanosomatida, Trypanosomatidae. The record is from the annotation of a GenBank genome assembly.